Malus domestica (apple) is the source of this 1635-nucleotide messenger RNA. NCBI's taxonomy places the organism in Eukaryota, Viridiplantae, Streptophyta, Magnoliopsida, Rosales, Rosaceae. The record is from RefSeq and is a predicted model, not a curated record.
AUGGGAAGGCAUUUCGUGACGUUUUCAGCGUGCCGCAAUCAAUACUGGUUUGUAUGUGCCUCAUUCCUUAUCUGGUUUCUAUUGCUUUGUGUAUACCACUCGCAGUUCAUGGUAGGAAAGAGCCUGAUUGCAUUGUUAGGUAAUCACAAUAUCAACAUUUCUUUCGAUGUUGCUAGUGAGUCUGAUAAUCUCGUUGACUCGGUUUCUCUGCCCGAAGAAAUCAAUGAAAGUAGUAGCAGAAAAUCUAGAGAUGAUGCUCAUAUGAACAUUGUUUUCAAUGACCGAAGUGGUGGGGAUUUUAAUCUGAGAACGAAAGAUGUUUUCGGAAUCACAGAACAUGGCUUUGAAAAAUUUGGGCACCUUUCUAAGAAGGAAUCAGAGCCUCGUAAAUACAUUUAUGUUCAUGACAUCCCUAGCAAGCUUAACAAGGACUUGUUGAAGAAAUGUGGUUCGCUUAGCAAUUGGACUGACAUGUGUGAGCUCGCAUCAAACUUUGGUCUUGGUCCCCAUCUUUCGAAUUUUGAAAAAGUUUACUCAAACACUGGUUGGUUUGCUACAAAUUGUUUGACAAAAAACUCAUCCCUAGCUUCAGCCAUUUUCGUACCUUAUUACGCUGGCCUAGACGUCGCACGCUACCUUUGGGGACCGAGCAUUUCCAUGAGAGAUUCUGGCUCGCUUGAGAUUGCGAAAUGGCUGAGGGAAAAACCAGAGUGGAAGAAAAUGUGGGGGAGAGAUCAUUUUAUGGUGGCAGGAAGAAUUACUUGGGAUUUUCGGAGAUGGACUGACAAGGAUUCGGAGUGGGGAACGAAGCUUAUGCUCUUGCCCGAAUCGAAAAACAUGACAAUGUUGGCAAUGGAAUCCAGCCCUUGGAACAGCAAUGACUUUGCCAUACCAUAUCCAACGUACUUCCACCCUUCAAAAGACAUUGAGGUGUUCCAAUGGCAGAACCGAAUGAGGAAGCAGAAGCGGCCCAUAUUGUUCUCCUUCGCUGGAGGCCCUAGACCUAAUCUCCAAAACUCAAUCCGCAACGAAAUCAUAGACCAAUGCAGGGCAGCAAGGAGAAAAUGCAAGCUCCUAGAAUGCACAUCCGGUCCGGACAAGUGCCACAAGCCGAUUUUUGUCAUGAAAAUGUUCCAAGGCUCCGUCUUCUGCCUGCAGCCUCCCGGGGACUCUCUAACCCGAAGAUCAAUCUUCGAUUCAAUCCUCGCAGGCUGCAUUCCUGUGUUCUUCCACCCAGGGUCCGCGUACGUUCAAUACCUAUGGCAUCUCCCCAAGGACUACACCAAAUACUAAGUCCUCAUACCGGCAUUCGACAUAAAGAAAGGGAAGGUGAGCAUUGAGAGGACACUCAAUAACAUUCUGAGGCAGAAAGUUUACGACAUGAGAGAGGAGGUUGUGAAGCUAAUUCCGAGAGUGAUAUACGCCGAUCCAGGCUCUAGAUUGGAGACGCUGGAGGAUGCAUUCGACAUUGCGGUUAAAGGGGUUCUUGAGAGAGUGGAAACAAUUAGGAAGGACAUGAGAGAAGGGAAGAACACAAGCUUCGAUUACGUAGAGAAAGUGAGUUGGAAGUACAAUUUGUUUGGGACUGUGGAGGAACAUGAGUGGGAUCCUUUCUUUGAGAGACAACAUUUUUAA